Molecule: messenger RNA, 2091 nt
Organism: Macroventuria anomochaeta
Lineage: Eukaryota; Fungi; Ascomycota; Dothideomycetes; Pleosporales; Didymellaceae
Exons: 2
Coding region: 287-2020 (577 amino acids)
Source: RefSeq, a predicted model, not a curated record
GGCGGGUAUCGAUGCCUCAAAACCAGAGAAGACCCCUGCGAGCGGUGAGUCUCGCACAGUAGAGCUUUGAACUUGUGCGUUGUCGACUACCUGAAUCGAACGGUUUGUCCCUUUCUUUAUCCGUCUUUCAGGUAGUUUCUUUCAUUCCGUUGAUCGUUGCCUUCAUAAUCGUCUGUCCCCUCGGUCACUUUCGAUUUCUCAGUUUCUGCUCUUGUCCAGUCGUAAACGCGCGCGUCUCCUUCGUUCUCCACUUUCUUUCAUUUCCUAAUCCACGAGCUUAUCUCAGAUGGCUCGCUUUACUUCACUAUUGCUGCUGGCAGCAUCUACUUCUAUUGUCGUUGGAGGGCCAUUGCCUGAAGGCUACAGGAGGCAAAUGUUCUCCAGCUACACAAAUACAAUUUACGUCGCCUCUUCAGCUGUGGAGGCGUCUCAAUCACUAAGCACAGCUGAUGAUGUCUCAUCGAUACCUCUGUCUACCAUCGACAGCUCUAUCCUUCCAUUGCGACCUGCAUUUGCGUCUCCCAGGUCAUUAUUACCAUCCUUGAAUGAACCAUACGCCAACGCAGAGACUGCUGUUAUUAUUGAACCCAUACAGCCAACUGUCUUCACACAGACAGCACCUGCCAUCACAUUCCUCCUUCCGGAUGGCCAAGCUAUCGCUACCCAAACGCCUGAAGUUAUCUUGUCAACUUCGUACAUCACAUCCCCUGCACCCAUCCCUACAUCAGAGACCAAACCAAGCGAUUUAUCACCUGAUAUUACUGCCUCAUCACCGGUUCCUGCGGAAAGCCAAGCAUUGAGCUCCUUCCCUGCGAAGGGUCUGUCCAGUUCGAAGGUGGAAGAGGAAAGUGAGGCGCUGAGCGCUUCCACUUACGCGCCCCCGAUGUUCACGUAUUCGCCCGAGGAAACCACAACAGCAGCAUUCUUUGCGCCUAGCACUAUCGCCGCCAGCUCUGUUACUGCCAGCUCUGCUAUCGAGAGUUCAACUCUUGCGAGCUUGGUCGUUUCCAGCUCGAUUAUUUCUAGCCUGACUGCAUCCGCGACUGGAGGUCAGCCGGCGCAGAACGGCACAGGAUUGCCAGGCUUCACCCAUCCGGGCGCGAUUCAAGGCACAGCUACUCUCAGUGGCUCUUUGGGUAGCUCCAUUGGUGCAGUCCCGGUCAGCUCAUCGGUGGCUGCAUCAGUUACUCAGGUGUCGCCCUCUGCAGCACCUGUGAGCUCCGCAGCCCCAUCACUGCUGGCUUCAAGCUCCGCAGUCCUAACUCCGGAGAACACGACCAUGACAACCUCAUCUCGCCUCGUUGUCACAAAGACAUUGUACACCACCGUCUUCCCUACCCCUGCCGCAUCGGAGGCACCCUAUUCUGCAACUUCAGCAGUCUAUUCAACCCAGAAGUCCAGCACGCCGGCGGUGUCAGCCGCAUCGUCAAGCUCUGCGGCUGCAGCCGUGCCUGCUAUCACUGCAUCCCCUUCCAUUCGUUCUUCGAUCGUACAAUCGUCCUCAGCCAAACUCCUGCCCUCGACGUCGCUGCAAGUACCGCCCGGUAUCAUUGUCACGCAGUACACUACUGUCUUGCCGUCGCCAUCAUCGGCUCCCGCUGAGACACCAGUGGUAUCUUCAUCUCCAUUGUCGUCAUCGCAAGCAACUGUGCCUUCCGUCGCGCCUUCCUCAUCUGCGUACGCCACACCACCAAUCGUUUCUAGCGUCCCAGAAUCGACACCUGCUCCAAUGCCCAGCGUUGAACCCACACCAACACCAUCAUCAAGCUCAGCCAUCUCGUCUUCCUCUGAGCCCGCAUCAUCCAAGGCUUCAUACUCCGUCACGGACGUAGAGCCUUUGCCAACAGAAGCACCCGCGUCACCAAGCGAAACACCACCAGCGCCGGCGCCAACGGCCUCUUCGUCUGAGGGCCCACUGAUCAUCACGCCAAUUGCGCCGAGUCAGAUAUUCACUAUCACGGUGACGGAGAAAGAGAAAGAGACGGUCACAGCUACAGUGACUGCCACUGUAACAGCGUAAUUUGGAUCAUACGGAAAUGAUUACGGGGGGAAGAACAGAAGAGAACGAAGACGAUGGUUUAUGAGUGAUAG